This is a messenger RNA of Ramularia collo-cygni, 1338 nucleotides long. Its product is annotated as related to translation initiation protein Sua5. NCBI's taxonomy places the organism in Eukaryota, Fungi, Ascomycota, Dothideomycetes, Mycosphaerellales, Mycosphaerellaceae. Gene Ontology annotation, molecular function: double-stranded RNA binding; tRNA binding; nucleotidyltransferase activity. The transcript has a single exon. Gene Ontology annotation, biological process: regulation of translational fidelity. The record is from RefSeq and is a predicted model, not a curated record. Gene Ontology annotation, cellular component: cytoplasm. Bases 1 to 1338 code for a protein of 445 amino acids.
AUGGAGACGCGUAUCUUGGCUGUCGACGCGCGCAAAAUUGGACGAGUUGUUGCGAUACCACGGAGUAACGAUGUGCUUGAUGACUUGGACAUUGAGUUGGAUUCGCAUCUCAUCGAUUCCCAGCGUCUCGAGGAUGCUGCAGCGCAGCUGAGAACGUCUGACAUUCCUGUAGCAUUUCCUACCGAGACCGUCUAUGGUCUAGGUGCAGACGCAACCAGAAGCGCUGCUGUCCAAGGCAUCUACAAGGCUAAGCAAAGACCCUCCGAUAACCCACUCAUCGUUCACUUUGCUUCUCUCAGUCAAUUGAGGUCGUUGCUUCGGGGCUCCAGCCCUCAUCGUUCCAAUGGCACUCAUACAACAGUCACCGCGGACGAUCCGAUACCUGAGAUUUACAGACCUCUGAUCUCUCGCUUUUGGCCGGGUCCACUGACCAUCAUAUUGCCUAAUCCGGAAAAUUCUCCGUUGGCUCCGGAGGUCACUGCAGGACUCAGCACCUUUGGCGCGCGUAUGCCGCGACACAUACUGGCUCUGGCCUUGAUAAAGCUGGCAGGCGUCCCUGUCGCAGCUCCGUCUGCCAACGCCUCCACAAAACCUUCACCAACAGCUGCAGAACACGUGGCAUAUGAUCUCGAAGGUCGGAUCGAARCCAUUAUCGACGGCGGUCCGUGCGAUAUUGGAGUUGAGAGCACUGUCGUAGAUGGUCUAUCGAAUCCGCCUGCCCUCUUGAGACCCGGAGGUUUGAGCUUGGACCAGAUUCGAACUGUCCCUGGAUGGGAAAACACUCAAAUUGCUUAUAAGAACAAAGCCGAGACAGAUAGUCAACCGCGGGCCCCUGGAAUGAAGUAUCGACACUACUCUCCAAAAGCUACUGUGAUUCUUUACGAGGCGGGUCGAGAGCCGCCAACGAUUGAUGAACUCUUGCGACAUGUUGGAGCCCACGCUCGCGUUGGCAUCGUUCAGACAGAGUCAUGGACGCUCGAUAUCAGCUCAUCUCUCCUUAUUCGGUCAGACACUCAGAAGAAUUUACCGGGAAACAUAGAGGAUGCUCAAAAAACCUUUGGGUUUGCAGGUAUGCUUCUCGAUGUGCGUGCAGCAGACCGAAGCAAGCCUACGAUAGUAUCGUAUCAGGUGAACAAAGAUCAAUUGAAGCGCAUAUUGGCCAUCGACUUGGGUGCGAGAACCGGAGACAUUGCCAGAGGUCUGUUCUCGGCCUUGCGAGAUCUCGAUCGGCAGGACGUCGAUGCCAUAUUUGUCGAAGGAAUUGACGAGACCGGGAAUGGAACGGCAGCAGCCAUAAUGAACCGACUUCGGAAAGCUGCGGAAAUCAGAAUUGACUGA